AUGGACGCCGAUCCCAAGCGCUGGCGCGUUGCUGCAGAUGUGGUUUGGGAUGUUGGGGCCUUCUUGGAGUGCCUUUCCCCCUUGAUGCCCCACCGCUUCCUGCUGCUUGCUGGGCUCGCCAAUGCUGGGAAGGGCCUCUCCCUAGUGAUUGCUCGUGCCACCCGCCUGCCGCUGUACGAUGCGUUUGCGAAGGAGGGCAACAUCAGCGAUUUGUACGCCAAGGGCGAGGCCAUCAGCGUCCUCUCCUCUCUCGCUGGCCUUGCCCUCGGCCUCAAACUCGCCUCCUCCGUCUGCCAGACAGCCCAAGCAAAGGUAGGACUCUGUCAACUCAUCUCUCCACUCACCUCUCCCCACGGUUCCACCCACCUGCACCUACAGCUGGCAGCAGUGCCGGUGCUGGCGGCGGUGCAUCUGUGGUCGGUGACAGAGGAGAUGAGAGCCGUGCCCAUCAACACUCUCAACGCCCAGCGCACCAACGUGCUCAUCAACCACUUCCUCUCCGUGAGUCGCUGA
This is a messenger RNA of Closterium sp. Yama58-4, 513 nucleotides long. NCBI's taxonomy places the organism in Eukaryota, Viridiplantae, Streptophyta, Zygnematophyceae, Desmidiales, Closteriaceae. The record is from the annotation of a GenBank genome assembly.